Messenger RNA from Acipenser ruthenus (sterlet), 2356 nucleotides. RefSeq names its product major histocompatibility complex class I-related gene protein-like. Gene Ontology annotation, cellular component: external side of plasma membrane. The transcript has 8 exons. The record is from RefSeq and is a predicted model, not a curated record. Gene Ontology annotation, biological process: immune response. The coding region runs from base 135 to 1241 and encodes 368 amino acids. Lineage: Eukaryota; Metazoa; Chordata; Actinopteri; Acipenseriformes; Acipenseridae.
GGUUCCAUCCCAAAAACCGGGCCUGUGUCAUACCUCACAUAUUCAGUAUUAAAUAUCCACAUAUCACUAAACAAAUCCAUUGUUUAUAAGCGAGUAUGUGAUUUAAAUAUACUGCUUUGUGAAGACUAUCGGAGAUGAUCCGGAUGACUGUACUCGGGAUUCUCUGCUGGGUUCAUGCAGCUGCUGCAGGAACUCACUCACUGCAAUAUUCUGCAAUGGCGACCUCAGAAGAUACUGAGCUUUCACAGUUUGUGUUUCUGGUGAUGCUGGAUGAUGUGCAAUACACGUCCUUUAACAGCACCAUGGAUAAACCUGUCCUCCUAACAGACUGGAUGAAUGAGACUAAGGGCCGUGAGUUCUGGGAAAUAAUUCGCUGGCAUAUUAUCAAUGAUCAAAACCUCAUAAAAUGGAGUUUGCAAAAUACAGUCAAGCACUUUAACCAUACUGGAGUUCACACUUAUCAGUACACGGGUUACUGUGAGCUGCAUGAUGACGGGACCAAGCGGGCAUAUUUGAAUCAUGCGUAUGAUGGGAAGGAUUUUAUUAGUUUUGAUGUGGAGACCCUGACCUGGGUCGCUGCUGUGCCGCAGGCUGUCUUCUAUAAAUACAAGCGGGAAAAUGACACAGCACAGCAACAGAUCGUUUUCGACUAUUAUCGCAGAGAGUGUUACCAGUUGCUGGAGUGGUACAUCCAGUAUGGGAUGGAGACCCUGCAGAGGAAAGUCCGCCCUGCAGUGAUGCUGAUACAGAGGAAAGCGCGGGAAUCUGCAGGAACGGACGUCAUUUGCCACGUGACGGGGUUCUACCCCCGAGAGGUUGAGGUGAACUGGAUCAGAGAUGAUGAGGCUGUGCUGGAGGAGGGGGUGUGGAGUGGAGAGGUGCUACCCAAUGAGGACAGAACCUACCAGCUGAGAAAGACCCUGACAGUGAGUCCUGAGGACCAGAAGAAACACAGCUACUCCUGCCAGGUGGACCACGCCAGUCUGGAUGAGAAGAUGGAUGUGAAAUGGGUUCCAGAGGCUGCUCUCAACAUGGGGUUUGUUGCUGCUGGUGUGCUGGCUGCUCUGGGUCUGAUCAUCGCAGUGAUCAUAGGAGCUCUCAUCUGGAAGAAAAGAGCAUCAGGUGCCAGGAGACCUGACUACACACCAGCACAGACAAAGGAACAAAGUGAUGCUUCAUCCAACUCCACCAACGACAGGUGUGACCCCAUUGCAGAGAAGCUGAUGACACAGACAGAAUAAACGACUCAGCUGAGGCUUCAUCUUUUCCACUUCAUUGUGCCUGAUAUUACCACACAGAGCGAUCGCACAAACCAAUAGACAAGGAAGCUGUGUGGCAGCCGUCUGUGUCAAAUUAAGAAUGUGAAGUCAUUUGUAGAAUUAUUUUAUGUCAUGUAUUACUAUUUUACGGAAGUGUUGAAAUGUACAGAAGAUGUUCACUUUUCAGCGUACCUGUAAUAUUUCUGUAAAUAGUAAAUAUAUAUAUAUAUAUAUAUAUAUAUAUAUAUAUAUAUAUAUAUAUAUAUAUAUAUAUAUAUAUAUAUAUAUUAGUGUCACUUCUUUAACUUCUUUCAGUCUAAAAUAAUGUAAUGAGUCAAACUCUCUGAAAAAACAUUCUUUAAAUAACUCAAGUGAAGCUUUCUGAGGAGCAUCUUCAAAUGUGAUCAAGAGUAUCAUGUGAAGCAUAAAUGUGUUUGUGAGGGCUGGGAGCCCCGCACAUGAAAAGAGGGCAGGGCGAAGCUCUGUGUAAAAUGUACUUGUUUUGUAUUUUGCUUUAAAUGUAUUAUUUGUUUAUUUUAGAACAGGGUACCCCUCCGCUGCUGUGCAGUUUAUCAUUUUGUAUUUAUUAUUAUUAUUAUUAUUAUUAUUAUUAUUAUUAUUAUUAUUAUUAUUAUUAUUAUUAUUAUUAUUAUUUUAUUAUUAUUAUUAUUUGUAAAUGUGAGGGUGAAGAGUCGUAGGUUUUGUUUGGCAGCGUGGAUGGGAAGCCCCAUCCACAAUUUUACAACCUCGUGGUGAUGUGUGGCUGUCGCUAGUGCGUUGUUAAACUAGCCGGCAGUCACACAUAAUUAAUAAACUGGUGCAGAUUGUGGCCGAGGGGUAAUAGAAUCAUUACUAGCUAGUUAAACCCCUCGGUGCGGUAUAUAAACCUGCAGCGCUCUCAGUUGGGGGUGGAGAACGCGAGCGAGAGAAGACGUCUGAAACAAAAGAAACUAAGAAACCUAGGAUCAGUGAAGGCUGCUGCCCAGCCUGACUUGUCUUCCUCAGUGUUGGUGAUGUUGUUUUGUUUGAUUUAUUUUUACUGUGUGUUUAUUCUUGUUAUUUAAAUAAACGGCGCUGCAGCGUCUUUGUGCACUGCA